Molecule: messenger RNA, 1320 nt
Organism: Penicillium pulvis
Lineage: Eukaryota; Fungi; Ascomycota; Eurotiomycetes; Eurotiales; Aspergillaceae
Product: pex2/pex10/pex12 family protein
Exons: 3
Coding region: 1-1320 (439 amino acids)
Biological process (GO): protein import into peroxisome matrix
Cellular component (GO): peroxisomal membrane
Molecular function (GO): zinc ion binding
Source: RefSeq, a predicted model, not a curated record
AUGAGCUCAACAAAUUUCGCUGCUGCACAGGAACGAGUGCUGGACCGCCGUCGCCUCCGCGAGGCUGAAGCCCGUGCGCGACGGGCGGAACAGCAUCGAGCCUCCCCAAUCAAUUCGGCCGCCGUUCAGCGUUUACCGUAUCCGCUAAACAAAUUACCAGGAGCAGGCUGGACACUGUGGAACUCGGUGAAAGGAAGAGAUGGAACGCGACCAGCCUUUCGCGUCGGUCAGGUCGAUGCCGAGCUGCUGGAUGAGGAGCUACUAGGCCUGAUGAAGGGCCAGGUUGGGGAUGCGCUCAAAUAUUUCGGGCCUCAGAUGCGCGAGGAUUGGUCGCAUGAAAUUCUGUUCGCGCUACGGGCAAUCCUCUUCAAAUUAUCGAUAUGGGACCACAACGCGUCGUAUGGUGCCGCUCUUCAGGGUCUUCGCUAUACCGACAGUCGCAGCGAAGGCCCCGUUCAUUCACCUCCAACAAAAACACAAAAGACUAUGUACGGCCUUCUCACGGUUGGUGGGCGGUAUGCAUGGGAUAAGUGGGGGAGCUGGCUGAUCGGACAGGAAGGCGGCUAUGAAGAACCAUCUCAGGAGGUUCGCAUGUGGUCUCGGUUAACAGACUUAGCCUCAUCGGCUCACUCGGUCGCCGCCUUCGCAUCUUUCCUCAUAUUCUUGGUCAACGGCCGCUACCGCACAUUAGUCGACAGAAUUCUACGAAUCCGCCUUACACCACCAUCUGCCCAGGCCAGUCGGGAAGUUUCCUUCGAAUACCUAAACCGACAACUAGUCUGGCAUGCCUUUACCGAAUUUCUACUAUUCUUGCUACCUCUCGUUGGAAUCAGUCGCUGGCGGCGAUGGGUGUCUCGUGCGUGGCGGAAGACCGUCAAUGCGCUCAAAUCAAGCGUGGAAGAGGAAGAAUCCACUGGUAAACAAGGAGAGCUUGCCCAUCUUCCAGAACGUACAUGUGCUGUUUGCUACCGAAACCAAAAUCCUACUUCCACCACCGAAAGCGAUGUGCUCGCGGCCUCAGCCUCUGUUGGCAUUGCGGGAUCCGCACAGACGGAUAUCACCAACCCAUAUGAAACACUUCCUUGUGGCUGUAUCUACUGUUUUGUCUGCAUUGUUCAGAAGCUCGAAGGAGAAGAGGGCCAGGGAUGGACCUGUCUGCGAUGUGGUGAGGUCGUCAAGAAAUGUCAGCCUUGGAGCGGAGAUGUUCUUGAAGAGGCUCGCUCACAACCCGGGACUGGAAAGAUUGUGGGAUUUGCUAUGGACGAUGAGACUGGUCUCAAGGAGAUAGAUCAAAUUGGUGAUACCACCAGCAACUCAUAA